This is a messenger RNA of Peromyscus eremicus (cactus mouse), 4741 nucleotides long. It is a transcript of the gene Zbtb39, whose product is annotated as zinc finger and BTB domain containing 39. The transcript has 2 exons. Gene Ontology annotation, biological process: regulation of immune system process; negative regulation of transcription by RNA polymerase II; regulation of cytokine production. The record is from RefSeq and is a predicted model, not a curated record. Lineage: Eukaryota; Metazoa; Chordata; Mammalia; Rodentia; Cricetidae. Bases 76 to 2214 code for a protein of 712 amino acids. Gene Ontology annotation, molecular function: protein binding.
GGCGGCGAUGGUGCUCGGACCCCGCGGAGCCGGAUUGACCUUGCUGAUAGAGGCAACUUCCUAGGAGCUGCUAAGAUGGGCAUGAGAAUCAAGCUGCAAAGCAACAACCACCCCAACAACCUGCUGAAGGAACUCAACAAGUGUCGGCUGUCAGAGACCAUGUGCGAUGUCACGAUUGUGGUGGGGAGCCGCUCCUUUCCCGCCCACAAGGCCGUGUUGGCCUGCGCAGCGGGUUACUUCCAGAACCUCUUCCUGAAUACCGGGCUCGACGCCGCCCGGACCUAUGUGGUGGACUUCAUUACUCCUGCCAACUUUGAGAAGAUUCUGAGCUUCGUCUACACCUCAGAGCUUUUCACAGACCUGAUCAACGUUGGGGUCAUCUAUGAGGUCGCCGAGCGCCUGGGUAUGGAAGACCUGCUUCAGGCCUGCCACUCUACGUUUCCCGACCUAGAGAGCACCGCAGUGGCUAAGUCCUUGACCAGCACCGGUGACAGCCAGUCUGCUGCUCUGAGAUGUCCUUCAGUAGAUCCCACCCACCCCCUGGGGGAGCUCCGGGGGAGUGGGGAACACUUUGGUCCUGAGAGAAACUAUGUGUUGCCUACUGAUGCUGGAGGGAGCUAUAAAGAGGAAGAGAGGAGUGUGGCCAGUGACACUAGUCACAGCUUGCCCCUGCCACAACUGCCACCAAAGACGGAAGACCAUGACACCCCUGUUCCGUUCACGUCUGUUCCUAGUAUGGUGACCCAGCCAGUCCUAGGCACUGUCAGCACGGGCAUCCAGACCGGCCCGAGUUCUUGCCCGCCAUACAAAGUUCAGAGCAACGGAGACUUCAGUAAAAACAGUUUCUUCCCCUCCGACCAUGCCGUAGACAUUACAGCCGGGACCAAUUCCUGUCUGAGCAACAGUGACCACUGCAAGGAUCCGGGCUUCGGGCAGGUGGAUGAGCUCCAGCUGGAGGACCUGGGGGACGAUGAUUUGCAGUUUGAGGACCCGGCUGAAGAGAUGGGGACAGCUGAGGAGGUGAUCGAGCUGAGCGAUGACAGCGAGGACGACCUGACUUUUGGUGAGAGCGACAGCCGGGAGAACAAGGCCAUGCCCUGCCAGGUGUGCAAGAAGGUUCUAGAGCCCAACAUUCAGCUGAUUCGGCAGCAUGCUCGGGACCACGUGGACUUGCUCACGGGCAACUGCAAGGUCUGUGAGACCCACUUCCAGGACCGGAACUCCCGGGUGACCCAUGUCCUGUCCCACAUUGGUAUCUUCCUGUUCUCCUGUGACAUGUGUGAAACCAAGUUCUUUACCCAGUGGCAGUUAACCCUGCAUCGACGGGAUGGGAUAUUUGAGAACAACAUCGUUGUCCACCCUAAUGAGCCCCUCUCUGGGAAACUAGGUCUCUUUUCAGGGGCAGCCUCCCCCGAGUUGAAAUGUGCCGCUUGUGGGAAAGCAUUGGCCAAAGAUUUCCAUGUGGUCCGAGGCCACAUCCUUGACCAUCUGAACUUGAAGGGCCAGGCCUGCAGCGUCUGUGACCAGCGCCACCUCAACCUCUGCAGCCUCAUGUGGCACACGCUCUCUCAUCUGGGCAUUUCGGUUUUCUCCUGUUCAGUCUGUGCCAGUAGCUUCGUGGACGGCCACCUUCUGGAGAAGCACAUGGCUGUGCACCAAAGCCUGGAGGACACCCUGUUCCGCUGCCACCUGUGCAGCCAGAGCUUCAGGUCCGAGGCUGCCUACCGCUACCACGUCAGCCAGCACAAAUGCAACAGUGGCCUCGAUGCACGGCCUGGUUUGGGGCUGCAGCACCUAGCCCUCCAGAAGCGGAAGCUGCCGCCGGCGGCGGCGGAGGAGUUUUUGAGUGAGGAGCUAGCUUUGCAGGGCCAGCCCGGGAACAGCAAGUACAGCUGCAAGGUCUGUGGGAAAAGGUUUGCCCACACGAGUGAGUUCAACUACCACCGUCGGAUCCACACGGGCGAGAAACCUUACCAGUGUAAGGUCUGCCACAAAUUCUUCCGCGGUCGCUCGACCAUCAAGUGCCACCUCAAGACGCACUCGGGGGCACUCAUGUACCGCUGUACCGUCUGUGGCCACUACAGUUCCACCCUUAACCUUAUGAGCAAACAUGUCGGUGUGCACAAAGGCAGCCUUCCGCCUGACUUCACCAUCGAGCAGACCUUCAUGUACAUUAUCCAUUCCAAAGAGACUGAAAAGAACCCGGACAGCUGACUGGGUCUCUGCGGAGCCAGAGGGAGCUCCCAGGUGGCAGCCGGGAUCCUGCUUCUCUAAAGGCUGUUGGUCCUGGCCCAGCUGAUGCUACAGUUUUGCCUUGCUAAGAAUUCUAUUCUGUAUUGUGUUGAAAGAAGAAAUAGCACAUAAGCUGUUACUGUUUCUGAGAAGCAGCAGCCCUGUUACAUUUACCUCCUUACCUGUUCUAGUCUUGAUUCUUUUGAGGCUGGUCUUUAGGAUCUAGUCAAGUGGCCCUGCAAACUAGGUCCCCUUGCCAGUUUCUCUAGUUUUAGUUUACUGAUAGUUUUUAUGCUGCUAAGAAUCUGACCAACAGCCUCACUGGAUAGAAGAGGUGGAGAGAGGUUUUCACUGUGGGUGUGACUGUCCGAUUUUGGGGGACAACAGCUAUGAGAAGGUUUGGGGAUGUGGUCAUUCAGAAGGGGCUGGCAGCAGGGUAGUUCAUCUCGGGUCCUCCCUCCCUCCUCAGUGGGGACAAGGUGUCGGGAGCUGAGGGCGUUGCUUGCUCCACAGGUCAGAUUGCCUGAUUGGACAGUGAAAAUCUUUUGGCAGCUAGAUCCAAACUGAGGACCAAGCUUUCUGUUUAGGUUGGAAAGCUUUGGGUGUCCCAUGGUGCCACAGAUGGGGAGCCUGGAUGGAUGGAAGAAGAUGCCCCUCUUUUUCCUUGUUUCCAAAGAAACAUGAUUUUUUAGAGUGCAACCCUGGAUGUCAAGCCUUCUGUCACGAGCAGAGAGACAGGGCCAGUUCAGUGUCACCUGGCUGCCUCCUGGGCACGGAGGAGGCCCCUCUGACAGCAGCAGUCUUGCCUUAAUUCACAUCGAGUCCCCCCUCAGGGUGGUCUGACCUGCAGUGUAGAUGAGAAGAGCCCUUUGUGAUGAAAGGGACCCCAGUAACCGGUGGCAUACCGCAGCACAGGGCGUGCGUUCUGGCUGUCCCACUGGGUAACUUGUUUACUUGGUGGAAGUGUGGGAGUUUGGCAGUUGAUCCCCAUGUCAUUGUUUGGCCUCCAGGGGGCGCUCUUGGAUGCUAGCUGGCUUAGGCCCUCGUGGCUGUUUGGCUCCUUUCUUAGUCUUUGAAGGGGCCCUGCCCAAAAGAGGCAGGAGGAGAGGACCCUUGAUCUUGCAUACUUAUAAGAUGGCACUUCAGUAGCUCACACUACCUCAGCCUGCUCAGGUGAGCUCUGAGAGUCCCUCGUUUGGGGCCCGGCCACUGACACCGCCCCGUGGGACUCAGCAGCACUCUGGGCUGUUUCAUAAGCGAGUGGUUUUGAUUAACUCACAAAGCCUUUUUAGACAUUAAAUGUUUAUUUAUUUUUUGUUUUGUUUUGUGUACAUACUACCCAGCAUCUCUUUUUGGUAAGUCUUUAGGAAAAUUAGUUUCUCUCAAGCCAGGAACCAUAUUCUACCACUGGGUAUGGCUGUGGAUUUGGAGAACAGGGGUGUAACUGGGAGAGAAUGUGCCAGGCCUUUGAAGCAGCACAUUUUCGUUUCUCCAGGCGUAGUCUCUAGCAGAACAAGUCUAGAUCAAGUAACACGGAGAAGGUUUUUUACCCUCCGGCUCGGGGAGCCUCCCGUCCAUGUGCUAAGACAGGCAAACCAAAGCUGUGUCCUUGUCGGGCGGCUGCCCCUGUGCCCAGCCGUGGACUGAGAAAGCCUGUGAGUUAAUAAUGCUCAGGGCAUUCUGGUGAACUCAAAUGGUGACCCCUGAACCGUGGCCAGUCAAAGGCCGCCCUUCGCUGUCUAAACUUGUGACAUUUUCAUCCAGAAAUCAUUGCUGUGACUUUUAAGUUUCAGACUUCCCAUUUUCUUAUGCUGGGGAUGUGUAACAAGCUACCAUUAUGUAUCUGCUGAACUUUCCACAUGUAGGAGACCCUCCCAAGACUGCUGGUGAAGAGUGAGUAUGGGAUGUCUGAUUUGAGAGGCUGUACUUACCUGAUCUCAGCCAGGUUGCUGAGAGUGGAGAAACCCUUUUCCUUAGCAUAUGGCAUCACGGAUGCUGGGUGGUCUGUGUACUUAACCUGAAACUGUGAAGUUUUCCCUUUUUGCCAUAAACCAAAAAGCAGAUCUUUGAAGUUUUGCCCUUUAAACACUAAAAGCCAAACUGUACCCUCUGAUCCGGUCAGGUUAGUUGAUCAGGGAGGUCCAAUUGGUCCCAGUCAGACAUGUAGCAAGCGGAAUCAGAGGCUCAUGCGGUUCCCUGUCCAAACCAUGCCUCUAGGGGUCGCCCCUCAUUCACACCUGUCUCCCCUUGUGUGUGAAGUUGUGUUUGCUUUUCCUGAAGCCAGUUCCUCCUUCUCUUGAGUUGAUUUACUUGAAACAGUACACGGUAGUGAAGGGUACUCAAGGCUGCCUGGUGGACGGUGUCAGUUUUAUUUUGCGUGUUUAGUUUUUAAUACCCCUUUGGUUUCACUUUCUCUUCCCCUCUGGAUUCCCACUUAGUACUAUUCCUUGCUGUAUUGCUGUAGAGUUCUCUCUGACCCUUGAAUGUUCCAGCUUUGCCUGGCGCCCCC